Messenger RNA from Aedes aegypti (yellow fever mosquito), 3991 nucleotides. RefSeq lists its product as uncharacterized. Lineage: Eukaryota; Metazoa; Arthropoda; Insecta; Diptera; Culicidae. The transcript has 3 exons. The coding region runs from base 924 to 2618 and encodes 564 amino acids. The record is from RefSeq and is a predicted model, not a curated record.
AACAGUUUGCGCGUAGCACGUGUCGGGUCGUUACCGCGCGCUUGUUUAGUGUAGAGUGGUCAGAAGAACCAAAACAAAAUAUAGAAUAAUAGCGUGGACCCUGACCGUUGUUGCAUUGCGGUUAGAAGUUAUUGCUUCCUGUCUAUUUCGACCAAAUCUUUCUCAAAGGCUAACGACGACCAUCCCCCGCCUGCUAGGAUGGCCCAAGCAAUAAAAUUUUAUCAGCUAGACUAAGUCGAAUGUUUGGCGUGAUGAUUGUGUGAUGUACAUGUAGGUAAUCAUAUUCCAAUAAACGGUUUCUGUUUAUCAAAAGUGCCCGCUAAUGAUUGCUUUGUAUUUGGCGCGAUAACCACUCUUGGCUGAGAGAUAUUCUCAUCUUCUGGACAGUUUAGGUCGCGUUGGCCGUACAGGUAGUUCGGCAGUUAGUUAGUUAGUUGCCUGUAGGGCAGAAUCAAUCGACAUCUGUAGGAGGUGACAUCGAGUAAUCCCAUGGCGCACUUUCGGUAGAAACUCUUGGAAGUAUACCCUUACACACGGUAUCAGUGCAUCGUUAUCGCCAUCUCCCUAGUAGAGUAAUUUAUUUAUGCCAGAAAGCGAGCGCUAGACAGUGCAUGCUUUCUUUUACUGGGCGCUCAAGUGUCUUGAAAAGAUUUGUACGAACGGCAAACAUUUGUCUUUCAUUCAAAAGAUUAAAACACAACAAGAAAAAAGGACCGUGCUGGUAAACCUAACGGGUAUCAGUCCGACAGCCCAUGGGAGUUCACGAGCUCGAUCAGUGCUAAACGCGAUGGCAACGGAUUUUGUACGCCCAACGUUCGUGGAAUACUAGAUGCAACCGUUUCUGUGUAAUCUGUCUGCUGAAUAUAUGAAGUGAAAUAACACGUGAAUCAAGCAAAAUCCUGAAGGAAAUCAUCCAAGCAACCAUGGCCAAAACCCAAAGAAGUAAUAAAAAUGGCGCGCCAGCCGAUCAUGUCGCCUACUACCAUACCUACAAGUACAACUCGCUACAAAGGCUCAACAAAACUAAAAACAUGCACGGAGUCAAGCGCGUCAUAGCAUUCUGCAUACUAACUGCUGUCCUGCCAGCCUCACUCAUCAUACUUCCGCUAUACCUGCGGCAUACCGUAUUCGCGGACGUGGUCUAUCCAAUUGCCGAAUCCGACAUAAUCGAAAUCCGCGAUGGCAUAUCGACGGUAUUCUGCCAACGGCACACCCUGCAGAUGAACACCAGCUUCAAUGCAUUCCAGCUCAACCAGAAGCCAGAAAUCUCACAGAACCGGAAGCACAUUCGUCUGAAGAAGUCUAUGUCCUUGCCGGACGAUACCCUGGAAUAUUGGGGCUUCUACCUUCUGAAGGGAGCAACCGUUGCGUUGAAGGUGUGCUCACGAUACGACGGCUCGCGGAUACUGGUCGUCAAGGGAGAACGGAAUCUGAGGACGUGUGGUCUGCUGGACCACAACAAGAACAAAGUGGGUGCGCACUACAACACCGAGCACAUCCAGGUGAAGGUCACAUUCGAAUCGGCGGCGGAAAUUGUUGAAUCGUCUGGAAUCACGAGCAACAAGUCCGGUCGGUAUGUGUCCCCGGACGAGGGGAAUCACGGAGGAGAAGAUCUGACCGAAGAGGACAUGACCGUUGCUGAGAGUGUGGAUCCCUCUGGGCGGACAAACCCUCCCGUAAACCCGACUAAACACUCAAAGCACGUCUCAGAAUCGAGAAACUCAUUAGACUCAAGGCAACAGAAAGCCGACACCAAUAGUACAAGAGAUAGUGGCUCCGAACAUGCGGUCAAUUCUCCGACUACACGCAAGCAUACUCAGACAUCUAGUACACCGGAAGCACCGAACACUCUACAGGCAUCCAAAGAGACGGUCAACAAUCACAAACAUAACCACAACUAUAAGGAUUCCAAGGUUGACGAUUCUGAACCGAGUGAGGAUCAACAGCGUCACCGUAGAAGACGCCAUCAUGGUAAACACGGUCAUCACGAUAAGGUCGAUAAACAGAAAGCUUAUUUGCAAGAAUCGCUGAGUGGGGUAGAUAUGGCGAUGGAUAACAUUGGCACCAGGGCUCGACGUGAUAUUGUAUAUGAUCGUAAAAUCAACCACGGUGGUAAUGCCAUGAAUUUCUCCAACAAUAACUCUGAUUCAGAGUCUAGCUUUGAAAACAGUUUACUCACAUGUUACGACGGUGAUAUUCUUGUAGCGCAAAGUUUCCCGCCCAGCCACUUAUGUAAGGACGUGCAAUAUCUAGAGAAUGGAAUCCACAUGGUAACGAAGCACGAGGUCGCUUCCGACGGAUAUUACUAUUAUAUUUUCUACAGUGACAACGAUUAUGUGCAAAACGAUAUUCAUGCUGUUUUCGACAUAUACAAACCGACCUUCCAGUACUCCAACAUCUCGGAGUCAAAGGGAUGUGUCAAUAGUACAAAUUGUUCAUUUCCCAUUAGUUUUUGGUCGGAUGAACGAGUGAUAGUGGAAGUGCCCACGAGAGACGGUAUAGAACACGAAGAGGAUGACAUAACCUUCCUAAUAUCGACGUGCCAACCGCGUAUGGCCGUCUACAUUGUGUUUCCCAUAUCCGUUCUGUUUCUUGUGUUGACGUGCGCUUUCCUGUAAAAGUUAGGUUUAGAUAUGCAUAUGGCAUUCAUAUUAUUUUUUUGUGUUAAUGAAAGACUUGUUAUUUUAGUUAUGCAGAGCAAUGAAUUUGAUCCACUUGAAACCCGUCAAUACACUAUUUUCAAUUGGAUGUCUGUUUUCUAUAUGAUUACAGCGGCAUAGAGAAUGGCUUAAAUAUAGGGAAACCUUCUGAAUAAUACAUUGGACCAUGGUAUCGAUGGAUAAAAUCUUUAAGUAUUUGUUAUUUGUCGUUAGAUUAACGAAAUAUGAACAACUAUCCAUAACUCUAUAGUAUAGGGACCAUCGAGCUGAAGAAUACAAAAUCAGUGGAAAUGUAAUUCAAGGGUCCAUCAAGGUAGCCAUGAAAACCAGCUUUCACUAGGGUUCUCUAACUAUAUAUUAAGGAGUGGAAUAUCGAGUUUAUGGAAGGUUGACUAUAUGUUCAAAACUUGCGUCACACUUAUGAUACAAUGGUGAUAUUAGUCCAUGGUACAAUUAUCUUGAAAUGAGCUCCAUGCUGAGAAAUUGUCUUCACUCAAGACAGUCUUGGAAUAAUUUUCUUGACGACUUGUAGCAUGGUACGUAUACCAUGGUACCAGGUUUUAUCUGUCGUAUGGUGACGGUCCAUACGGUCUUCAGUCACUGAAACAAUAUUUUAGAUUUCAAACUCACUCUCAAGUUUAAGCCUCAAAAUAGUUCGCCCAGAUAUCACUUUCAUAAGUUACUUUUAUCCGAAGGAAUAUCACUCUGGCUAACAGAAAAUAUUUGCAUUUUAUGUUUUUUUUUUAUUCAUAUUUCUUAACUCAGAAGACAACAGGUAGUAUUGAAAUCUUCUUUUCUUUCAGUCACUGCUGUAACUUCUGCAGUUUGGGUGUAAGAUUUGUAUAAAAUAGGUUAAGUUAUUUUCAAGUUCAAAUUUUGUUUGAACCUAGAUAUUACGAACAUAUCGUUUUAUGACAUCGCAGUCGUACUGUAUUAUAUAAGUAACCCAUAUUUAUGAACGAAUGUAAGCGCUCAGGUAAAAUCGAUAAUAAUUCGGCAAUGCUAGUCGUUACGAUUCGAGUAAUAAGUCAAGUCAGUUCAUCGGGGAAAAUGCCAAGUAUCUAUUUUACAAUAUUAGUAACUACAAGAGGCUAUGAGAAAAAUACAUUAUCAACCUAGCAGAAGUUAAAGAAUAAUAAUAAAUUACUUCGAACUACAAGAGUUACCGAUCGGGAAAAGUAAAUGACUGUGUCGAAAACAACAAAGGAAAAAAAUGUGAUAACUAUAAUUGUAACCAACACAACUUAAAUACAAAGAAACAAUAGUUCAUAUAUGUUGACCAUAUGACAGAAUUGUAUUGAAUAGACGUUGAGUAUAAAAACCUUCAUGUA